This is a messenger RNA of Fibroporia radiculosa, 711 nucleotides long. RefSeq lists its product as uncharacterized. The coding region runs from base 1 to 711 and encodes 236 amino acids. Gene Ontology annotation, cellular component: vacuole. NCBI's taxonomy places the organism in Eukaryota, Fungi, Basidiomycota, Agaricomycetes, Polyporales, Fibroporiaceae. Gene Ontology annotation, molecular function: beta-galactosidase activity. The transcript has 6 exons. The record is from RefSeq and is a predicted model, not a curated record. Gene Ontology annotation, biological process: carbohydrate metabolic process.
AUGGGCAGACCACAUAAAAACCAUAUCCUCGGGCCCCCGUUCGAUCCUGGUCGAGAAAGCCGGGAACGCAUCAAAAUGCUCCUGCGCCGACACUCACCUUGGGCUCUACCGGCUCUGCUUUCGCUCUGUCUCGUACUGCUCACUUGGCCUCUAACCACCAGCACAAGCGCAUCCAAUGUCGCCGCAACUGACCCCCCGCGCAAGUCAGAUAACUACUCGGAUGUCGUGCAAUGGGAUAAUUACACGAUAUUUUUGAACAACCAACGUAUGUUCCUGCUCACGGGAGAGUUCCAUACGUUCAGGUUACCAGUACCGGAUUUGUGGUUGGAUAUCUUUCAGAAGAUGGUGGCAGCAGGCUUGACUGGUACUAGUAUCUACAUUCACUGGGCACUGACGAAUCCUGCACCGGGCGUACUUGACUUCAACGACUGGCGCGCGCUUCAGCCCAUCUUUGAUGCAGCCAAACUUGCUGGUAUAUUCAUCACUCUGCGCCCCGGGCCCUAUAUCAAUGCCGAAACAACAGCAGGUGGUAUUGCCUUGUGGGCCACGAGUCAAGUUGCUGGGACACUGCGCACAAAUGCUACCGACUAUAGGCAGGCGUGGACACCUUACAUUGAGGAAAUUGCAGGAAGCGUUGUCCCGAACCAGGUUUCGAACGGAGGUCCGAUCAUCUGUGAGUCACAUCUCUUGCAUAAUGAGAUCGGGUUCUGA